AUGUCUACUGAUAGAGCUGUUUAUAAUAAUUUAAACAUUCAAUUAGAACACGAUGCUUGUAAACAAGUAUUGUCUUGUAUAAGAGUUUUCUUCAAACAACUGAUUAAACGUAAACCAAUGGACAAAUUACAAGCUGAAAUUGAUACACAAAAUGAAUUGAGACGUGAUCUAAUCACUGUUGCUUGGAGUAAGCAGGUUGUCCUGUUUGUUGAUAUUAUUUCUGAUUAUAACGUAUCAAGCAAGAUUGUUGGAGCACCAUUGUAUUGGAACGAAGAUGCUGAACGUUUUUAUGUCACUAGUCAAGUGAUUAAUUUACCUGCUAUUGCAAUUACUAUUGUAAUUACAAUUCUUCUUAUGAUUCGAAGUCGCCAAACAGCUAGAAUAAAUCUCGUGUUGGUUGCGUUUAAAAUUAUAAUACUUUUGAUAUUUAUUUUUGCCUGUUGUAAUUAUGUCAAUCCCAAUAAUUAUCAUCCAUUUUUUCCACCCAAUAAAGGUUCGUUUAGUGAAUAUGGAGUAACAGGCAUGUUACAAGCCUGUACUUAUGUUUUCUUUGCAUAUGUGGGUUUUGAUGCAGUUUCAACAGUUGCACAAGAAGCGAAGUCAUCACAAAGAUCGCUGCCAAUUGCCAUUAUUGGGUCAACAGUUGUUUCACUAUUAUUUUAUAUUGGAAUAUGUACUGUCAUGGUUGGACUAGUUCCAUACGACUCAUUAAAUUCAGAUAGUCCUCUUUCUCACGCAAUAAAAGCUACACCUUACGGUCUUUGGUUAUCAAUCCUUAUGGACUUGGGUGCUAUCGCUAGUCUCACAACUGUAGCAUUAAUUGUAAUGCUCUCACAAACUCGACUAUUUUAUGCAAUGGCUCAUGAUGGGUUGCUACUACCAAUCUUUGCUAGAAUUCACUCUCAGACAACAACUCCAUGGGCUUCUAUAUUAAUUUGCGGUGUAUUUUGUGCUAUUUUUUCGGGUAUCUGUCCAGUAGAUAUUCUUGGUGAAACAACUUCAAUUAGUGCCCUAAUUACAUAUAUUUUCGUGCAUAUUACGGUUAUAGUCAUGCGCUAUACACAUAGAGAUAUGCAACGACCAUUUCAAGUGCCAUUUGGUUCAUGGCUGAUUCCGACUAUAGGUACUUUACUUUGUAUACUUCUUAUGAAAGGUAUAACAAAAGCAACAGGUUUUCGAUUCCUUGUGUGGAUAGCAUUAGGUCAAAUUAUUUAUUUUUCCUAUGGUUUUUGGCAUUCUAAACAACGAAAAUUAUUAAGAAAUGAAUCAAAUUUAAGUACGAUCGACCUUGUCCCAACUAUUUCAAGUGCAAGGGAACAACAUUUGCAAAGUGGAUUUGAAUUGGAUUUAAUUAGUGAGAAUAGUGGAAAUGCAGUAUAA
Molecule: messenger RNA, 1380 nt
Organism: Rotaria sp. Silwood2
Lineage: Eukaryota; Metazoa; Rotifera; Eurotatoria; Philodinida; Philodinidae
Source: the annotation of a GenBank genome assembly